AUGGAGCCACGAAAACGAAACCAUGUGUGCAAGCGCAGAAAAUGGGAGGAGAUUCGACCGAUUUUCACAGAACUCUACCACUUCCAGAAGAAGAAGCUCUCCGAUAUCGUGGAGAUUCUAGGAGAGCAAGGGUUCCAUGCUAAGGAACACCAUUACAAGACACAAAUCAGAAAGUGGCGCCUUGAUAAGAAGAACAAGCAAUCCGAUAUGAUUUUCGCCCUUCAAAAACUGCGGCAGAGACAGGGAAAAGACACAGCUUUCCUAAUCCGUGGACAGGCUCGCUCCAGCGAAGAGGUCGAACACUACUGGAAGCGCAGCCGUGACGAUCCUGCACGAUUUUCUCCAGUCCCAAAAACCCCUGACGGCAUGGAAUAUGGCACCCCAAGCCCAUGUCCCGGGCGAGAGACUGGUGAGGCUGGAUCCCAGGUCCCCGCACAGGACGAUGCCGAUUCCUCGCCUUUUGUCGAAGACGAGGAUGUCGCUGCUGUCUUUCAGUACAUCAAGCGGGAUUGGAUUCGCGCUCCUCGAACUACCAUCUUACGCCUCCUCGAUUCUCCGGAACACUUGCGACCCUUAGAUCAAGCCUUGCAUCAUGCCAAGAUGGUCUUUCAGAGCCAUGUUGAGUUUGCAAAUUCUGACCUGCGUCUUGUCUCCGGGCGUGUAGGCAUCGGAGCUCUGAUUAGGUUCAUGAAUCUUGCCGAGAAUGCUUUGGUGGCCAUGCAGUACGGUCUCUCUCAUACUAUUGUAACAACUGUGCUCCUCGACAUGUUGGAAAGCAUUCCACAUGUGGGGAAAUGCAACUUUAUGGAUGCAACGGUGAGAUUUCUGUAUGUCAUCGCUGGUUACGCCAUCGGAGGACAGAUGCGAGCGUCAAGAUUGAUAAGGACGGCACAGUGUGAGAUUGUGAACAGAGUCGGCCACGUUUACGGUGACGAUCAUCCGGUGCCGGUUAUUUUGAGGGCCGCAAUCCGAUCUUGGGAGGACACAGCCGCAACGUCAGAGAUGGUUUUGGCGGCUGGGAAAGACAUACUAGGACGGCACCUCGGACAUGACCACAAUGACAUGGAAGAGGUGCUCGGAAGCCUCUGCGACGUUGCUCGGAUGUCUGGCGAUGUCAAUGCUUCACUGAAACACGCCAACGAGCUAUAUCAGAUGACGCUUUGGAGACACCGAAGAGACAUGACCCAAGCCAGCCUCUUAGCGGUUUUGGACUCUCAAGUUCAAUUAGCCCGUUUACAUGCAUUAUCCGACGACUUUGAAGAAGCGGACCGCUGGAUCGAAGUUGGCCUCCGAGGUUGCUCCGAGGUAAAAGAUACACCAACUCGAGAAUGGUUCGAAGCCUCGUUCAUAUAUUACAGAGGCUUGACGAUGGAGAAGUCAGGUCAAUGGUCCGCGGCUUUCGAGACUUUUAAUAAAGUCAUUUAUCUGAUGAUGCGACGGUAUGGGCCCACAGAUCAUCUCGUUACACUGGCUGCCCAACAAAUGAGAUGGAUACAGUCGCACCUGGCUGAACAAGCGCAGAGUCUGAGUGCGACAGAAGGAGAUUAUCACAGCGGAAGACGAGAGGAUCCCUGGAUUGCCGGUCAGGAGGAAUCAGGUAUCGACCGGCAAUCACAAUCUUUGGGUGAUGGGGAAGUACUGCCCUUCACCCCUGAAACAGCACUGCCUUCCGAGGAUGGAGGUUCACACCUAUACACGAACCAACCGUCGACCCAGCCCUGGACAACCGGGCACGUCGAAGAAUGGACGGAUGAACGAAUGGAGGACCAGUGGGACAGCCAAGUUCCAGAGCCACAAGCAGAAGAAGGACACUCGUGGAUGGCUUGGACGAAUGACGACGGAGUCGAGUGGACAGGCUGA
Molecule: messenger RNA, 1860 nt
Organism: Fonsecaea multimorphosa CBS 102226
Lineage: Eukaryota; Fungi; Ascomycota; Eurotiomycetes; Chaetothyriales; Herpotrichiellaceae
Exons: 3
Coding region: 1-1860 (619 amino acids)
Molecular function (GO): protein binding
Source: RefSeq, a predicted model, not a curated record